Messenger RNA from Dentiscutata erythropus, 220 nucleotides. NCBI's taxonomy places the organism in Eukaryota, Fungi, Glomeromycota, Glomeromycetes, Diversisporales, Gigasporaceae. The record is from the annotation of a GenBank genome assembly.
AUGAAUAAUAAACCACAAAUCAUCUUACCUAGUACUCCACUAUUAGAAGUGGAUGAAAAUAAAGAAUACCUUACCCGCAGGCGCGAAAAGUCAAAGCAAAUAAUGCGUGAAAAACGUGCCAUGGAAUCAGAUGAACAAAGAGAUAAAAGAAAGUCUCGGAAUGCUCUAAAUAUGCAUAGAAAGCGUGCCUCAGAGACUCCUGAUGAAAAGCUUAAUCAAC